Chiroxiphia lanceolata (lance-tailed manakin) is the source of this 1609-nucleotide messenger RNA. RefSeq names its product homeobox D3 (gene HOXD3). The record is from RefSeq and is a predicted model, not a curated record. Lineage: Eukaryota; Metazoa; Chordata; Aves; Passeriformes; Pipridae. The transcript has 4 exons. Gene Ontology annotation, cellular component: nucleus. The coding region runs from base 256 to 1503 and encodes 415 amino acids. Gene Ontology annotation, biological process: regulation of transcription by RNA polymerase II. Gene Ontology annotation, molecular function: DNA-binding transcription factor activity, RNA polymerase II-specific; RNA polymerase II cis-regulatory region sequence-specific DNA binding.
UCCCACCGCUUGAUGCCCCCGCUGCCGCUAUCUCCUCCGGCACACGGAUUGCUACGCGGGUACAGAAUGGAUUACGGCGACCCUCUCGGGCUCCUCCGCAGGCGGGCAAUGCCGCGAACUGGUCCGUGCCCACGGAUUAUCCAAAGGAACCUGAAGAUCCUACUCACACAGUUAAAGUCAAAAAUCAAGAAAAAACAUAAGUGUGGUGGCUGCGAGUGGCCUGGGCCGACGACGUGAGGCGCAGGGCGGCGGUCAAUGUUAUUUGAGCGGGGGCCGCGGGCCUCGGCGAUCACAGAGCAGAGGAUGCAGAAAGCCGCCUACUACGACAACGCGGGGCUCUUCGGGGGCUACACCUACAGCAAGGCCGACGCCUACCCCUACGGCGCGGCCCACCAGCCCUACGGCCAGGCCGGCUUGGACAGCGAGUACCCCGGCUCCGCCUGCUCCGUCCAGGGCUCGGCGCCCGGACGCGCCCCGGCCCACAAGGGCAGCGAGCUGAGCGGGAGCUGCAUGCGGCCGGGCGGGGGCGGCCCCGGGGGCAGUCAGCCCCCGGGGAUGGGCGAGCAGCAACCCCCGGCCCUGCCGCCCUCCUCCCCGCCCAACCCCCCUCCCAGUGUGCCCCCUCCGAAAAAAGCCAAGGGGGGCCCAAACUCCUCGGGCUCGGCCACCGCCACUCUCAGCAAGCAGAUAUUCCCCUGGAUGAAGGAGUCCCGGCAGAACUCCAAGCAGAAAAGCACCUGCGCCCCCCCAGGAGAGAGCUGCGAGGACAAGAGCCCCCCCGGGCCGGCCUCCAAGAGGGUGCGCACAGCCUACACCAGCGCGCAGCUGGUGGAGCUGGAGAAGGAGUUUCACUUCAACCGCUACCUGUGCCGACCGCGCCGUGUGGAGAUGGCCAACCUGCUCAACCUGACCGAGCGGCAGAUCAAGAUCUGGUUUCAGAACCGCCGGAUGAAGUACAAAAAGGACCAAAAAGCCAAAGGCAUCAUGCACUCCCCCGUCGGACAGUCCCCGGACCGCAGCCCCCCCCUGAGCGGCCCAAACCACGUCGGCUACUCCAGCCAGCUCCCCGGCGUCAACAGCCUCAGCUACGACGCGCCCUCGCCCACCUCCUUCGCCAAGUCCCAGCAGAGCAUGUACGGGCUGGCCGCCUACACGGCGCCGCUGAGCAGCUGCCUGCCGCAGCAGAAGCGCUACGCGGGCGCGGAGUACGACCCCCACCCCAUGCAGAGCGGCGGCGGCGGCUUCGCCAACCCCAGCCUGCAGGGCAGCCCCGUCUACGUGGGGGGCAACUUCGUGGACUCGAUGCCAGCCUCAGGCCCCAUGUUCAACUUGGGGCACCUGCAGCACCCCUCCUCCGCUAGCGUGGACUACAGCUGCGCCGCACAGAUCCCCGGCGGCCACCACCACGGACCUUGCGACCCCCACCCUACCUACACGGACCUCUCCUCUCACCACACCUCUCAGGGACGGAUGCAGGAGGCGCCCAAGCUCACGCAUCUGUAGCGGGGCGGCGGCCGGCGGGGCCCGCUCCCCUCUCCAUUACCUCACUUUUCUGACGGGACAGUGUUACUGUGCUCUCGAGUGCCAACAGUAUUAGUGGAUUGUCUCC